AAGUGGGGACGCAAAAGCAGCAGCAGGCAGCAGCAGCAGAAGAAGAAGAAGAAGAAGAGUGCGAGCGGAUCUGUCAGUGGGUAAACACGUUUGUAGUGUUCAACUUUGGAUUCCUCCUCUAACCUGGCGAGCUCGAGCUCUCUUUUCAUUUGAUUUUCUUUUCUUUUUGCAACACGGAGCUGUUUUUCCUCUCUCUCUCUCUCUCUCUCGGAGCGGAGAGACUUUUGACUUUUCGUGCCCCCCCCCCGCCCCCGCGCCCCCCACUCCCCUCGCGCUUCAUAGGAAAAGCUUUAACUUUCGAGGUUUAAAAAAAUAAAUAAAACGAUCGGAUUGCAUUUUCCCCCUUCAAACAUCUCGGAGGUGAUGUCAUCGAGCUGUGUUUUGGCUGCUAUUGUGUCGAGGAGGCGCAGGGAGAAGCACAGCAGCCGGGCGGCGACCAGCGGCUGAGGCGAGUCCGCCAAAUCAGGUGCAAAGUGCGGCUUGUCCUUUUCCUUUUCCUCUCCGCGCGCGCCAUCCUCGCACGACUCGAUUGGCGGCACCGACAUGAGCGAAGCCGCCUCGCAUCGCCCCGCGCCCGCUGCGCCUCCGUCUCCCACCUGCUGUGCGCGCGAGCCCCCUUGUGACGUGGCCGAGACCCUCCGACACCUCCGACAGCCGCUGGACCUGCUCAGCCGAGCCUUGUAAUUGGCGCGCGUGCAUGUGCGCGCGUCCACGCGGGACGCGUGGCAUCGUUCCGCGGGGCUUUUCGGAGUUCGACCGUCUGCGCACCUGUUCUCGCGUCAUCGUCAGCCCCCGGCGUGGACAGCCGCUCGAGGUUGCCCCGCGGUCUCCGGCCUCAGACCCCGGUUGACCCGCGGCCGCAUGUUGAUGAUCCGCCGAGGCCAACUGGACUCUUUGACUCUGCCUGACACCCAGCGGAUUCGGACCUCUCCGGACUGGCGGACUGGCUCGGGCCGAGCGAGGAGACUGUCUGCGGGCCGAGUUCCAUAGUGGAGGGGGGGAGCGAUGUGGUCCCUUCUUCCCACGCUGACCGUCUUAUGUAUCCAGAUGUUGCUGGUGAUGUGCAAUCCCUUACAGGUGCUCGGUGUGGAUGGGGUCAACUUCAGCGUGCAUGUGGAGAACCAGACGCAGGUGCGAGACACCAUGAGUCGACGACACCACCGGGUUUACCAGCUCUACAGUCGCACCAGCGGCAAACACGUCCAAGUGCUGGGACGCCGAAUCAGCGCCCGGGGAGAAGACGGAGACAAAUAUGCCCAGCUCGUAGUGGAGGCAGACACCUUUGGUAGCCAGGUGAGAAUCCGGGGCAAAGAAACCAACUUCUACCUGUGCAUGAACCGCCGGGGCAAGCUGGUCGGAAAGAAGGCCAGUAACAGAAGUGCCGACUGCGUCUUUGUGGAAAAGGUCCUGGAAAACCACUACACGGCUCUGAUGUCGGCACGCUACACGGGCUGGUACGUGGGCUUCACCAAACGAGGGCGACCUCGCCGCGGCCCCCACACCCUCCCCAACCAGCAGGACGUGCACUUCAUGAAGCGUUUCCCGCCUGGGGAGCAACCUGACCUCACCACGCCCUUCCGCUUCACCACCAUCGGCAAGCGAAGCAAGAGGGUGCGCGCUACCGGACCCCGCUAGCGGCGGCUAACCCCAAACUCCAGACUUGACCCGAGCCUGCCGCCGGCUGAACCGGUCAACCCAAAACCAACCGCAUUCCACCGAACGACUUGCUUUGUCGGGACAAACGUCGAGCAGAAACUUGAUGAGUCGUUCUCGGGGUUUAUCUUUCCACCGACCGUUUUGCCACCACGACCCCGUAGUUGUAGCUCCUUCCUUUUUCCCCCCUCUCCUUUCUGGGACCAACUGGACCCUUGGUGGUCCAUCACUGGAAGCGAUAUGGACCUGGUCUGCUUCCCUUCACAGACCAGAACUAUUGACAGAAUACCUGAAGGGCAGCCAAAAGAGUCCAAGGCUCACGGCUCCACAAAGGCCUUGGUUCCACAGCCACGAAAAACACACAUGGCCUUUUUACAUCUCCUGCUGUGGCCCAGCUGGACAAUUUUCAAGAAUGGAAUUACAACUGGAGCGUACAGAGAGAGGACAAAGGUGAAAAGGGGUGAGUGGCUGCUCAGUCGAAAGGGAAAAGACUGCAAUGCGGGCAAAGCGACAGAUGGAUCCGCGCGGAUCGAGGACCGAUAAUGGACUGCUGGCGUGCCACGCACUUAUUCCUCACGCCGGGAAAAUCGGUGGGAACCCGUCAGAGUGAUCGACGGAUGAACGGAUCAGUGAGGGAACCGGCUGACUGACUCACUCGACACAUGCAUGCGUGUAACGGGACAGAUGAAGAAAUCAAUGCGUGUCUUCUCGUGUGUGUUUGUGUGAAGCUGACUCCAGCGGCACGGACUGAAGUUUGAGGAACUGGAAUGUAUGAAACAACAUGUACCAAAAAAAAACCAAACAAAAAAAAAAAAAAAAAACCCAAAAAAAAAACACACAACAACAACCAGCCAAUCACAGAACACCAAAGCAUUGAGCAACCAAAGACAACUGAGGGCCUUCUUCAGUACUCCGCCCCUUUUACCAUGACCACAGAGGACACAGCGCCCUCUGCUUGGAGGUGCGGGGGGAGAGGGUGGGGGGGGGGGGGCGAUGAUGAGCGCACAAGGGGAGGUGCCUUCACUAUGAGCAUCGCCAUAGAAACGACCCCCAGGGGGAUGAUGCUCGUCUGCGAUGCCGUGGAUACAGAAUGCUGCUACCAGGACAUUCACCAAAGUCUCACGCGUACAACCAGGAGAACAAAAUAUUAAAGGGAACAAUUUAU
Phycodurus eques (leafy seadragon) is the source of this 2818-nucleotide messenger RNA. RefSeq names its product fibroblast growth factor 18a (gene fgf18a). The record is from RefSeq and is a predicted model, not a curated record. Bases 1006 to 1635 code for a protein of 209 amino acids. Gene Ontology annotation, cellular component: cytoplasm. Gene Ontology annotation, molecular function: type 2 fibroblast growth factor receptor binding; type 1 fibroblast growth factor receptor binding; growth factor activity. The transcript has 5 exons. Gene Ontology annotation, biological process: positive regulation of protein phosphorylation; animal organ morphogenesis; positive regulation of gene expression. Lineage: Eukaryota; Metazoa; Chordata; Actinopteri; Syngnathiformes; Syngnathidae.